Messenger RNA from Pedinophyceae sp. YPF-701, 1986 nucleotides. NCBI's taxonomy places the organism in Eukaryota, Viridiplantae, Chlorophyta, Pedinophyceae. The record is from the annotation of a GenBank genome assembly.
AUGCGACCGCUGGUCCUGGUGCUGGCUGCGGUGCUGCUGGGCGCCGCGGCCGCCGUGCGCGUGGGAACCGUGUCGUUUCCGGGAUCCACGCGCACGAGCGACGGCAUACACGUUCCACUGUACCGCAAGAACAUCCCUGUCCCGCGCCGGGGCCUCCGGGAAGCCUCGUUCCCGGUCCGGGGCGGCGUCCUAGAGAUCGGGUACUUCUACUCGCAGGUGCACCUGGGCACGCCAGCCUCCACGUUCGAGCUGAUCGUCGACACCGGCAGCACGAUGAUGUACGUGCCGUGCAGCAUGUGCGGGAGCGCCUGCGGACCCAGCCACGCGAACCCGUUUUUCGACAUCGAGGCGACGUCGUCGGGCUCCUGGGUGGAGUGCGGGGCGCCCUCGUGCAACUGGGCGUGCGGCACGCAGUCGUGCCACUGCCGCGAGGGCAAGCACUGCUCGUACACGCGCAGCUACCUCGAGGGCAGCAGCUCGCAGGGCUACCUCGUCGACGACGUCAUCCAGCUGAGCGACGGCGGCGAGCCCGCUCGUAUCGUGUUCGGGUGCGAGACCCAGGAGACGGGCGAGAUCUUCUACCAGUGGGCCGACGGGCUCGUCGGCGUCGGGCGCAGCACCGCGGCGCUGCCCUGGCAGCUCGCGGCCGCGGGGGCGACGGCGAAGAAAUUUUCCCUGUGCAUGGGCGGGUUCUACUCGGAAGGCGGCUCGAUGAUCCUGGGCGACAGCGGGUCGUACGACGGCGUGGAGAUGCACGGAGCGAAGCAGGCCUCCGGGAGCCAGGUGUUCUACGUGGUGGACAUCCCGCGCGCGGAAAUCGGCGGCAAGGCCAUCGCAGGAGGGAUGCCCGGCUGCAUCAUCGACUCUGGGACCACCUUCUCCUACCUCCCGUCCUCGGCUUUCCGCUCGAUGACAUCUAUCCUCCAGGACGUCGCGACCGAGAAGAAGCUCCCGCGGAUCGAAGGCCCGGACCCGGCGUACCAGGACAUCUGCUACGGCAACCUGCCCACGCCACACGAGGAGCUGGCUGAGGUGCUCCCGGACAUGGUGCUCCACAUCGGCGACAGCCAGCUGACACUGCCGGCAACUCACUACAUGUGGCGGCACGCGGGACGGCCGGACGGCUGGUGUCUGGGCUUCUUCGACAACGGCGGCAGCCCCGCGCUCCUGGGCGGCGUCACCCUGCGCGACACCGUCGUUCAUUUCGACGACGAGGCCGGCCGCAUCGCGUUCGGCCGCGCGCGCUGCACCGAGCACGGCCCAGAGCCCAUUGGCGCCGACCCCAAACCGGACCCCGACCCCACCGAGGCGCCCGCCACGGACGCGCCGGAACCGACCGAGGCGCCCGGCACGGACGCACCGGCCCCGACGGACCCCCCCAGCGUCGACCCCAAGUCGCACGAUGGCGACGACGACAGCGGCGGCGGGGGCGACAACGGCGGCGGGGGCGACAACGGCGGCGGGGACGACGGGCACAAGAGCGACGACGACGACGACGACGACGACAGCCCCGGCGGCCCUCCGUCCUCCGGCGGCACCAGCAGCUCGAAGCGGUUCCGGGAGAUCCUGGGGGGGGUAUUGGGCUUGAUCGGCGUGGCGGUGAUCGUGGUGCUGAUGUGCCGAAACCGCGGGCGGCUGUCCGGGCUCGCGGCGCGCGUCGGGCUGCGUCGCUACGACCGGUACGAGACGUACGACGUCGUGGAGGGCGAGGCCGAGGACGACCUGGGGACGGGUGUGGCGGGCAUCCGCAACGAUCCACGCGCGCCCGGGGUGCGGCGCGGGCUGACGGGGGUGAACAGCGACAGCUACGGGGCGUACAUGGCGGGCAAGCAGGGCGGCGCUGGGGCCAAGGAUGUGGAACUGGGGGCAGUGGGGGGUGCGGAGGCGAACGGGGGCAGCAGCGGGGAGCGGUCGCGGCGGGGGCGCAAGGGCGGGGACGCGGGGAACGGAGCGGGCGGCUACCGCGACCCGCUGGAUGAGAUGUAG